CUAAAGUGGCCUUGGAAAGGGUCGGUCUUGGCAGAUCACUUAUCAUGGUCUAGCUUACCUCGGCCAUCUUCCAAGUGCCUGGAUCAUCCCUGCAAGACUGUCCCUCUACCUGUAAGCCUUUGCCUGAAAAAGGCCUGGACGGCAGGGGUGCCUAUUACUCAGGUGGAGAAAUCACCAGCCUCCCAUUCGGCCUCACAAGGUUGCUCAGGCCUCUCUGUCUCACUGACUUGUCUCCAAGGAGGAGUGGGCAUGUGAAGACAAACAGGGACAUGUCUCAGAGAUUUAAAGCAAAGGCUAGCUGAUGGCAGUUGGGAGCCUGUGGGAAGGGGGUGUUGCAGACAGAGCCAUGAAUAAUGCUGAGGAAAAAAAAUCAUCUCUGGGUAACCAGAGGCCAUGGAGAUUAAAACUAGAACAUGUCCCAGGAUGCAACAGGACCUGUGGAGUUUCAGACCUCCAGCCCACUUCCCAGGGGGUACUCCAGGACAGUACCCCCAAUACUCAAAUUUGUACAUGUGCUCACUCUCACAAGACACACAUACUGUACAUUUGACCAAUACCCACACUCUGUCACGUGGCAAGGUUUCCAUACCACUUCAUCAGCAUAUCACACACACAGCUUGCAAGGAGUGGCUUUGACUUCCAGGACCCAAUGUAGGGACCUUAGUGGGAGAGGAUACCCAGCUUCCUGGAGGCCUGGCUGCACGUGUCAUACCUCUGACCUCAGGGACCAUGUUUCUGAAGGCCUGCAGUGGCAUAAACAGAAGUCAGUUGUGUUUUUUGCAUUCCACAUGGUGACUUUGCUUUUAAAAGCUAUCUAUGUGCAAAAUUACAGUUUCACCCAACUAUGAUUUGUGUCCAAGCAGGGGACCCUGUGAUGGCUCCCUAAGAAGAGGUAGGGGUCUGAUGGAAAGGCAUAGUUUUGAGAAUACACACCCAAAGAACAGUGGCUUCUUUGCUAUGUGAACGGGCAGGCUCUCCAGGGAACGUGGUGGACAGUGGAGGAAAAGAGAGAACAAGAAAAACUAGAGACUCAGGCAGUGGAGCCAGGCUAAGGGUGAGCCAUGUCAAGGUCACACCCAGACCACAUUCACUGUAGCACGAAUAAUAAAAACAAACCUGGAGCCAGGUAUUGGGAUGAAAGCUGGAAGGUCAGAGAAGCAGAACAAGCCACAGCUUCCUCACCUCGCCAAUUCCUCAGCUGAUCCUGUUUCCUCAGACUGGAAGUUUCUGUGUCCUCAUCCAAAUGGAUCUCAGCUGAACUGCUGCUCAAAAGCCUAAAAGCUUAACCAGCUCUAGUUCCUGGUCCUCACACCUUAUAUACCUUUCUGCUUCCUGCCAUCACUUCCUGGGAUUAAAGGCUCACUUUCUGGGAUUAAAGUUGUGAGUAACCAUGCCUGGCUGUUUCCAGUGUGGCUUUAAACUCACAGAGAUCCAGAUGGAUCUCUGCCUCUGGAAGGCUAGGAUUAAAGGUGUGUGUGCCACCAUUUUCUGGCCUCUAUAUCCAGUGGCUGUUCUGUUCUCUGACCCCAGAUAAGUUUCCUAGGGUGCACAAUAUUAUGGGGAACACAAUAUCACCACAAUUCACUCUUGGAGAGACUUGAAGGGAGUAUGCACUUUGUGAUAGGCCUUUUCAGGAAGUGUACCACCAGAGAAUUCAUGCGUAGUUCAGGCCACAAGGUUGCAUUCAGUGCAUGCCCUAAGCAUGAAUGGCAAGGGUCAGGCCAGUAGCUAAGUUCAGAGCUAAGUGUGUAACCAAGAUCAAGCCUCAUACUGUAACCAUAAUCAGGCUCAGUGUGUGAGUAGAGUCAACUGCUCAAUAUGUGGUUAGAGUAACGGCACACAGUGUGACCAGGAUCAAGACUCAGUGUGUGGGUAGGGUCAAGGAUUAGCUUGCAACCAGAGUCAGGAUCACUGUGUGAACAGAAGCAGAACUCACUGUGUGUCCAAGAUUAGGAAGCGUGACCAGGAUCAGGGCUCAGUGUGUAUCAAGGAUCAAGACUCAGAGUGUGACCAGGGUCAAGGUUCAGCAUGUGGUCAUGAUCAGGCUCAUGUAUGGGCAUAGCUAGACCUCAGGGUGUGGCUAUGAUAAUGCCCUAUUUGGGGACUAGAGUCACCAGAAUGAGUGUUCAGUGUUGGGCUGAGGUCAGAGUUAAGCCUGUGGUGAGAGGUGGGGCUGUAGGAAAAUCAUAGUCACAGUCUUCAAUAUUUGAGAUGAAGUAAGGUUAUUAGGUUACCCUUUGACCAGAGUUUCCCCUCUGGACAUCACUGGUGUUUGGGGCCCAGAGGUUCUGCAAGGUUCUGGUACUGUGGGUGUUGAGCAUAUCUUGGCCUGUGCCCACUAUAUCCAUCCAGUGCCCCCAGGCUGAGCCAACCAGAACUGCCUCUAGGCAUUGAUCCUAGGGGAGGAGGCUUGUUCCAUUCAAGAACUACCGCCUUUAGAAUAUUCACUUCAUAUCAAGCAUGAUCGACAAACAUUUACACACCUGUAAAUAUUUGGGGAAUGACUGUUCCAGCUGGUGCUGGGUGCCGGUGCCUCCAGUGCCGAGACAGAUAAGCAAGGUCUCUCCAGGGGCAGCCAUCAUGGUGGGUGGGAGCAGGCAGACAGUCAUCUAUGGACACAGCCAAGCGGUGGGCACUUACAGCACUCCCUGGACUGGCAGGCUUAUGGCAGGAGGGGAUGUUCUAAGAGGAAAUUCUAGGUGGGCAGAGAACAGGAAAGCAUCCAGGGGAGGGUACCCUCACUCUGUGUGACCUUGAGCAGGAUCUUGCCCCCCUCUCUCUGAGCCACAGGCUCUUUACUGCCAAAGUAGAGAAUUUCCAGGGAAAAGAGGCCAGCCCAGGAGUGCUAGAGAGUCAGGCAGGGGAGAUUACAGAUUACUGCAAGUAGAGUCCAUGGGCCAAUCUGUGGUUGUUGCACGGUCUGGGCAUGGCUGGGACGUGGCAUGUUUCCUUGAGGCUAGAGGGGAAUACUUAACACUCUCUCAUGCCUUAAAGUCCAGGCUGUUCUCAGGGAACUUUUAAGGUGAAGGGGUAAUCAGGGAUCUAUCAGCAGGGGCAAGAGAACACCAGAGACCACUGUCCCUGGUUGUGGGCAAGUGGGUGGCAGCCAUGGCCAGCAUUUCUACCCACUGGCAUCUGGCCAGAACAACAGUGUGCCCAGCAAGGUUACCAAGAGAGCCUGGCUGAAGGAUGAUGGGUGUAGGUGAGCCUCAGGUUGAGACAAACAACAAAGACUACGAAUCACCCCAAAGCCAACAGCUGUAGGAAGCACCAAACCCCUGGAUCUAAAGGCAACUGUGGUCAGAGCUGACUGGGGAAGGCUGACCCACGAGAUCUGUGGCCUCUGCUCAAGAGAGACAGCCACUGCCACUACAGCCCAGCAGGGAGGCUGCCCAGGGAGAGUUGGCCUGACCACUCCCUCCCUGCUCUGUAGGCUGGAUGCCCCCCAGACCACAGAGCAGUGUGCCAGGUGGGUCUGGGGACAGCAGCACAUAUCAAGUGGUGGCCUGGAAGCUGUGUUUCCCGACUCUCUUGUAGCUAAAGUUCCAAGUUGGGGGAUAAACAAGGUCCUGAGGCUAGAUCCCUUAGUCCAGGGCCUGGCAUACUCCAACGCUCUAGGACAUGCUCUUAUGGCUCUCCAAACUCCUCAGUGGCUCUUGGGUCCCUAUCCAAGGAAGGCAACCCCAGAAGAGCCCCUACUCAGUGACACCUUUUAGCAGUCAGUCAUUGUGGCCUUCAAUCCAGGCCUGUUUUCUCAGGGGGCAUGGGCCCCCGGGAAGGCAACACAGCCUUGGUGCCGAGCACUGGGGUCCCACAGAUGCACCUUUGUCUUGGCCAAAAUGACUUGGGGAGUAGAGAACCUCAAGAAAGUAAUGUUUCAGAACUGGCCUCACUCCCCUGAGAAGGGCAGGCACAGUGUGGGUGUCUUAGGAUUUCCAGCCCUUGUUUUGUGGGUGGCUGAGAAAGGGCUUCUAGCAGAGGCAGUGGCCACACCCUGGAUAGGCUGUGCCCUCCAGCACCACAAAGAAGGACACAGGCAGUGGGAGGGGUGGUGUGGGAGAUCAGAUUGGAAUGGGCCGGUCCCUGGGCUUUCACUGGCUCCAGGGAACCUGUCACUGUUGACUGUAGGUAACAGACCCUCCUCCACCAGCUGAAGCCAUAUAAAAAAAAACCCUUUGGAGGCACACUCCCAGCUGCGCAUUGCGACCAUGAAGGCAAUCCUCUUCGUCCUGUUGGCCACCUGCUUGGCCCUGCAGCCCGGUGCCGCCCUGCAGUGCUAUUCAUGCACAGCGCAAGUGAGCAACAGAGACUGCCUGAAUGUGCAGAACUGCAGCCAGGGCCAGAACAGUUGCUGGACAUCACGCGUCCGGGCCAUUGGACUCGUGACAGUUAUCAGUAAGGGCUGCAGCUCAAACUGUGAGGACGACUCGGAGAACUACUACGUGGGCAAGAAGAACGUCACGUGCUGCUCCACCGACCUGUGCAACGUCAAUGGGGCCCCCACCCUGAAGCCAGCCAGCACCCUGGGGCUGCUCACUGUGCUCUGCAGCCUGUUGCUGUGGGGUUCCAGCCAUCUAUAGGCUCUAGGAGAGUUCUACUACAGCCUCUACUGUGCAGGGAUACCCCCCGCCCCCCAACCACCACCACUCCUAGCAUCCACACAAGGGCUGGCCUUCAUCCUGCCUCUCCUGGUGGUGUGCCCUCCUCUCUGCUGCUUUUAUUUCUACAGCUGGCGCUUUGCCCCACGGCCCCCCCACCCACCCACAUCAGCACUGUGCCCUACCAGUUCUGCGCGCUUCUGGCUUCUGCCACAGGACUCCCUCACCACCCUACUCUCCAGGAGCUGAGCCCGUCUGCACAGCGACACUUGGGAAGGGUCUGGUGAAGGCUGAGAUGAGAUGGACUGGGCACAAAUGAGGCUGGGAGGUGGGUGUGAGGUACUGGGAGUCCUAGGAGAUGAGACCCGCUGUGGG
Molecule: messenger RNA, 4973 nt
Organism: Peromyscus eremicus (cactus mouse)
Lineage: Eukaryota; Metazoa; Chordata; Mammalia; Rodentia; Cricetidae
Gene: Psca
Product: prostate stem cell antigen
Exons: 3
Coding region: 4209-4580 (123 amino acids)
Source: RefSeq, a predicted model, not a curated record